AUGCAGCUCCUCACUUCGACAUUGGCAACCUCUGCGGUUCUGGCCGGUAGUGCGCUGGCCGCGAAUUUCACCGGCGACGUCCUCAAUGGCGUGCCUGUCAUUCGUGAUUUGAACCUAGCGGACGUCCCGGCGCAGACCGUGUCGAGGUAUUAUUUGCGGGUUGGCGAACUCAAUGGCGGACACCCUGUGCACAUACCCGUGAUGGUUGCGCGUGGGACGCCGGAGAGUCUCGAGACGGGCAAGAAAUUGUCGCUGUCGGCUGCGAUUCAUGGGGAUGAGUUGAAUCCUGUUAGGGUCGUUCAGCGCAUCUUCGAGCAAUUGCAGGACCAGGUUGCGACGCUCAAUGGCACAGUCAUUGGCCUCCCAACUGUCAACCCCAUGGGAAUCUACCUCAAUCAGCGCAACUACUUCACUUCCGGUGCCAGCGGUUCUCUCACAAACGUAAACCGCGUCUUCCCGGGUACCGCAGCGACCGACGGUGGUAGCGGUCCCCGACUUCUCGCAUACAACAUUUGGAACUACGUGUGGGGCAACACCUCCCAGGUGGACGUUGGCAUCGAUCUCCACACGCCCAGCACAGGAAGCGAAACUUCGCUCUGGUGCUACUCCGACUGGCGUCUUCCCUACGUCGAGCGACUCUCCAAGCUGCUCCAGCCCGACACGCUCAAGAUCGAUCCCGGCGAGCCCGGCAGCAUCGAAACCACCUUCAUCGACUACAAGGUCCCCUCCCUCACUGUCGAAAUGGGCCAGGCCAAGGUCUGGAACAACCGUCUUAUUGACCGCACCGUCGACUUUGUCAACCGCGUGCUCGUCGAUCUCAGCAUGAUCCCUUCAAAUACGACUGUCGAGCCUGAUCUGACCAAUGUAUACAUCGCAAACACUUUCCACGACACCUGGUCGCAAUAUGGCGGCUUUGUGGAGAGAUUAGUCGAGGUCGACGAGCCGGUGACCAAAGGCCAAGCGAUUGCCCAUGUGCGCAAUCCAUUCGGGGACAUCUUGGAGACAUUGUACUCGCCAGUCGAUGGACGUAUGUUUUCGAGCCCACGCGACCCUUCGAUUGAGCCGGGCGGCAGUGUCGGACAAAUUGCGUACAACAGCACUGACCCGGAGUGUGCUGACGGAUGCAUUCUUUCGGGACCUUCGAGGAGAUAG
Messenger RNA from Plenodomus lingam JN3, 1152 nucleotides. RefSeq lists its product as uncharacterized. Lineage: Eukaryota; Fungi; Ascomycota; Dothideomycetes; Pleosporales; Leptosphaeriaceae. Gene Ontology annotation, molecular function: hydrolase activity, acting on ester bonds; hydrolase activity, acting on carbon-nitrogen (but not peptide) bonds, in linear amides. The record is from RefSeq and is a predicted model, not a curated record.